GCUCUUUCUCAGACACUGAAUGGCUUUGUGGAUUCUGUGGUGGCAGCUACUAAGCUUGUUCUGGAAUACCAGAAGAACAACUUUCAGUAUGAACUCAUACCUGACAAAGACAGAAGUUUAAAGGAUCUCUAUGCCCGAAAAAGCUGAAGCUAUUCUUACUGUCUUUCUGGAGAAAGCAGCCAAUACAGCUCCAGGCACGGAGGAUUUUGUUCAGCUGGACUGCAGAGCAAGUAUCUCACCAGUCAGACAAGACUGCCAGCUAAAUCAAUAGCCAGACAGAAAGGAGUGAACCGUGCAUAUCCCUUGAAACCAAUUUUUCACCACAAGGAUGCAAGUGUUCCAGUGGUCAACACAGCACAGCUCAGAAGUUACCCAUACAUAGAGGAAGCUCCAAAUAGUAGGCCUAGCUCAAUGAGCAAAGGGAAGACUCCAGCAGGGAGGUGUCAGCUAGCUGCAGUGCUCUCUCCUUGCACAGCAGAGUCUAAACAGUCAGCCUUCCAUUUAUACAGGAGAGAGCAGAACUACAUCCUAAAUUUGGAGGCCGAUGGACAGAACCUGGAAGAGGAAAUUCGAAAGAAAGAAGACCUCCUUAUAGAGAAGCUGAGGAGAACAAAGGAGGCGCUUAUAAGGAUUCAAAGAGAGAAGGAGCUUGUUGAGGCAGAGGAGAGAAGAGACAGAGAAGCAGAGAGAACCCAUGAGCAAAAGGCUGCAAGGCACCCUGAGAAGAAAAAUUUCAGCGUUGCAGUCAAGCCAGGUGAUGGGGUCUUCGGUGGGGUGCAGUCUGCAAAGGCCACUAUCCCCAAGCCUGGCACCACCCUCUAUCCCCAAGAGCUGGCUAUGGGGAAACUCAAGAAGGAGCGGCUGGUGGCCAGCAACAGCAAAAUUCGAGACCGCAUACCCACGGAGCAUUUAGCCUUUUGUUCAGUGCUGGCCCCAAAACAUAGGUCUUCUCCUUCUGCCCUCUCAGACCAAGAUUCUGAUGACCACCCAUCCACAGAUGUGCUGUACAUGCAGGCUGCUGGUGCUGUGGAGCAGGGGGGACUCGGACAGUGCAGCUUCUGUGGACGUAAGUUUCUCUGCACCAGGCUUGAGAAGUACAUGAGUAUCUGUGGCAAGAGCCAAGGCUCCAAGAGGAAAGUGUUUGACUCCAGCAAGGCCAGAGCUAGGGGCACAAAACUGUAACAGUUUCAGCAGUGGAAGAUCUCAGAGAGGCCUCAGAAUCAGCCACCCAGAAGGAACAACUGGAGGCAGAAGCACAAAAUUUUCAUCCAGACCCUGCGCCGGGCCCGCCAGGUGCAGUAAGUCCUCUCCAAGGGAUGGGAGGUGUCUGACCUGCCCCCGUUGCCUCCCAUUAAAAACCCAGACCACGUUCCCUGCCCCUACUGCAGACACCAGUUUGCUUCCUGAGCAGCUGAGACACAUAUUCCCAAAUGUAAAACCAUCAAGAAUAGGCCCCCACCCCCACCUCAGAGGAGACACUGCUGA
Messenger RNA from Cariama cristata (Red-legged seriema), 1485 nucleotides. RefSeq names its product zinc finger, C2HC-type containing 1C (gene ZC2HC1C). The record is from RefSeq and is a predicted model, not a curated record. Lineage: Eukaryota; Metazoa; Chordata; Aves; Cariamiformes; Cariamidae.